This is a messenger RNA of Liolophura sinensis, 1128 nucleotides long. Its product is annotated as alpha-1,3-mannosyl-glycoprotein 4-beta-N-acetylglucosaminyltransferase C-like. Lineage: Eukaryota; Metazoa; Mollusca; Polyplacophora; Chitonida; Chitonidae. Gene Ontology annotation, molecular function: acetylglucosaminyltransferase activity. The record is from RefSeq and is a predicted model, not a curated record. The transcript has 3 exons. Gene Ontology annotation, biological process: protein N-linked glycosylation. Bases 1 to 1128 code for a protein of 375 amino acids.
AUGGGGCAGGGGAUGAAAUGUAAGAUUCUUACAAUUCUAAUUCCGCUCACAGUCCUCGUGUCCUUGAUGAUAUGGACGGAAUCAGAAAGGCUUAUGGUCAGAGAUGGUAACACCAGGUUAGUGCUGAGAGAAAUAAACGGACAGACACUGCGUGAGUAUGUCAUCGAGCGUCAACCGCAAGAUAUGUCCUUGUCCAGAAUAGGAGAAAUCCCACCGCAGCUGUUUGAGAAUUCCCUUGUGGCGGGGAAAGUGCGGCCCAACAAAGUGAAGUUUACGUUUGCCAUUUCCUGCAUCGAACGCCAACAGAACACUACGUAUAUAUUCAGCACUAUCGACUCGCUGUUGGAUAACGCCAACUCCACGCAGAAGGAGCAAAUAGUUAUCAUUAUUCUCCUGGCUGAUUUCGUACAGGCAUCCAAACAAAAGCUGUCCAAUGCUCUCGUCCGUCGAUAUGAAGAACAUUUCGAGUCCGGUCUCAUUAGAACCAUCCAAGCUCCCAGGGAUUUCUACCCAGAUCUGGACCAUCUGAAAAUUACCUAUCACCACCCGAUGUUAAGGGUAAAAUGGCGGUCUAAGCAGAAUUACGAUUUCGCUUAUCUUAUGUUGUACAGUCGGCAUGUCGCAGAAUAUUAUCUGCAGCUCGAGGACGAUGUGACCACCGUUCCUAAUUACAUCGGACUGAUGGAGGACUUCAUGACUCGCUACAAGAUAUUCACCUGUUUGGAGUUCAGUGAACUCGGAUUUAUCGCAAAGUUAUUCCAUUCUUAUGAUCUGGAAAAACUUGCCAAAAUGUUGAUGUUGUUUUAUAAUGAACAGCCCAAUGACGUCACUUACUUACAUUUUAAUGAGCUGAUGUUACAAUUUCGCAGAAUUGUGAGGAAACCGACACUUUUUCAGCACCACGGCUACUACUCGUCGUUGUCGAUAAAACGGCGAAACACAACGGAUAUGUUCUUUGUGGGAAAUCCAAAUUUUACACUUCCUGUCAUGCGCAGAGCGUCAAAAGGAAUUCGUGGACCGGAAGCAGAAAUUUACGUAGAACGAGAAAAAUUAAUCAGACAGAUGAAGGAAAAAAACAAAAAAAUAAAAAAACGCCAACUAUUAUCCAUAUCAAAUAAGAGGCAUUAG